Aegilops tauschii subsp. strangulata is the source of this 1443-nucleotide messenger RNA. Its product is annotated as GDSL esterase/lipase At2g27360. Gene Ontology annotation, molecular function: hydrolase activity, acting on ester bonds. NCBI's taxonomy places the organism in Eukaryota, Viridiplantae, Streptophyta, Magnoliopsida, Poales, Poaceae. The record is from RefSeq and is a predicted model, not a curated record.
GGGCUUUGAGCCUAAGGUCCACCGGCAAAUUCCAACCCUGAGUCUUCAUGACACAACACUACCACAAAAUACUAGCCUAGUUACAGGACAUAGAGCUGCUGAAACCGUCGACAUGGCACACUUAUCUCGCAUCCUGGUGGCUCUUCUCCUCGUCCUAAUCGCCGGAGAGGCAGCCGCCACGCCGUACGCCGGCGGCAGGGACGCCCAGCUGGCCAGCAGCUACAGCCGCGUCUUCAGCUUCGGCGACUCGCUCACCGACACCGGGAACGCGGCCAUCCUCCCGGCCACCGCCGGGGGGCCCUCCUCCCACGCGCCGUACGGGGAGACCUACUUCCACCACCCCAGCGGCCGGGCGUCCGACGGCCGGCUCAUCAUCGACUUCAUCGUGGAGUCGCUGGGGUUGCCACAACCAACCCCCUACCUCGCCGGCGAGACCGCGGAUGACUUCCGGCAUGGCGCGAACUUCGCGGUGGGCGGCGCAACGGCGCUUGACCCGGCGUUCUUGAAGAGCAGAGGGGUAGCGACGUUUGUGCCGGUGUCUCUUAGCAACGAGACGAGCUGGUUCAACAAUGUCUUGGAGCUUCUUGACUCCACGGCGUACGAAGAAGAGAGCAAUAUCAUGGCGAGCUCCGUCUUCUACUUCGGUGAGAUCGGAGUAAACGACUACAUCUUCGCACUGUUCAGCAACCGCACAGCCGAGUUCGCGGCGAGCUUGGUGCCGGACAUUGUCGCCGUCACCCGCUCGGCCCUAACAGCCGUGAUCGCCGCCGGAGCAAGGACGGUGCUGGUGACGGGGAUGAUCCCGCUCGGGUGCGAGCCGGAGCUGCUCGCCCUCUUCCCCGGCGACGCGCACGGGGAGUCCGGCUGCAUCACGGGCUUCAACGAGGUCGCCCAGCUGCACAACCGCGCGCUCAACCGCAUGCUCCGCGAGCUCCGGCGGAGCCACCCCGGUACCACCCUCUUCUACGCCGACAUCUACAGCCCCAUCGCCAACCUCGUCGCCUCGCCCGGCAAAUACGGCUUCGGCGACAGGCCGUUGGCCGCGUUCUGCGGCGGAGGCGCUGGCCCGUACCACUUCGACAUGGCGGCGUUCUGCGGCACGCCGGACUCGACGGAGAGCUCCUACCCGUCCGAGUUCCUCUCGUGGGACGGCAUCCACUUCACCGACGCUGCCAAUAGGUUCAUCGCCCAGGCUCUGCUCAGAAGAUUGUAUAACGCGUCGGCGAUGGCAGAGCCACAAACUGCACUGCUCUGACAUAAGACCAUGUCUAUGGAUUUUACCUCCAAGCAUGAUUAAUAUCUGUCGGUCGGACAUAAGCGUCUGUGAUUGAUUUGUACUGCUCAUGCUAUUUCUGGCGAGAUCGACUCCCAUUGUCGGCACCACCAGGAAGACGCUGACGCAACCCUUUCCAUUGUUGGAAAUAUUAGCACUUUCUCCAUUAA